Messenger RNA from Mizuhopecten yessoensis (Yesso scallop), 1275 nucleotides. Its product is annotated as allatostatin-A receptor-like. Lineage: Eukaryota; Metazoa; Mollusca; Bivalvia; Pectinida; Pectinidae. The record is from RefSeq and is a predicted model, not a curated record. Gene Ontology annotation, molecular function: neuropeptide Y receptor activity. Gene Ontology annotation, biological process: G protein-coupled receptor signaling pathway. The transcript is spliced from 2 exons. Bases 98 to 1168 code for a protein of 356 amino acids. Gene Ontology annotation, cellular component: membrane.
UGCGCCUAGGAAGACAAAGAAACAUAAUUUUAAAAAAAAGUUCACAUUUGUCAACUGUAUACUUUUACACACUGGGUAUUACAUCGACGUUCUAGAGAUGACUGAAAUCGGAACCACGCCGAAUCCUUACAAUUCGUCCGUAUCUUUUGUGAACACAUCCCAAUAUGUGAUUAACACUUUGUCGAUGUCGCAAUCCAGUUGGGACCUAAAGAACAUUGGACGGUUAGUCGUACUAAUAUUAAUGUUUCUCACGUCCAUUGCCGGUAUCGUUGGAAACGCAUCCGUUAUCCUCACUGUUUUCUUGAAUAGGAGAAUGUUAAACCCAACGACUAUUUUGGUGGUAAACCUUGCUGUCGCCGACUUGUCUUUCAUAGUUUUCCUCGUGAUUGGUACUGUCACUGUGAUAUAUGCAUUUCCAAGUUGGGCAUUUGCAAAUAUUUGGUGUAAAGCGAUGUUCUAUAUCUCGCACGUGAACGUGUCUGCGAGCGUCAUAACUCUCGUGCUGAUAUCUGUGGACAGAUAUCUGGUCGUCGUAUAUCCCAUCGAAUCCAGGACGAUCAUAAACAAACGUAAUGCAUAUAUUUGUGUCUGUCUAUCUUGGAUUAUAUCGCUUCCAAUCAACAUUCCUGUCAUAUUUGAAUAUUCCCAAGUCGGCACAUACGCUAUAUCAAAAUGUGUCGAUAUAAAUAUCUUCUACGGCAAUUAUGUCGCAGCUCUGAGAUUCCAUGCCUGUUUAUUUGUUUUCUGCUUUGCUAUACCCCUUACAGUCAUGUGUACGCUUUACGUUAACGUUAUCAAGACGCUCGUUUGUGGAGUCCGUCCUCGCGGAGGGCAAAACACGAAGAGCAUGAGGAUGAAGAAACGCGUCACCAGAAUGUUGCUCAUCGUUACCGUCAUUUUUGCAGUGUGUUGCCUACCAAUUCAUGUUUACAGACUGCUUAUGGCAUCUGGAAAUGAUUCACCGACCCGGCACACCUACAUGGUUAUGCUGUCGCACCUUCUGAUAACGAUAAACAGUUGCGCCAACCCAAUUGUGUAUGCUUUCCUUUCUACAAACUUCCGUAGAAGUUUUCGAAGAACUGUGUUAUGCAAAAAAAGAACAUCCGUGUUCUCGUCGAUCAGCUCGAAGGAAGAAGUUUCGACCUCGAGAAAAAGAACGACAUAUUGAAAGAGAAAGUGGACAAAUUGGAAAAACGAGCCAGAGAAUCAGACAGUAUGAAUAUAGGGCCAGUGUACAGGAUUGUAGGCCUUAGCUGUACAAAGGGGAAUGAAACA